AUGUCCAAUGCGCUUGACCAGCGCACGGCUGAGUGGCAUGCGGAGAGGGACAAGCGCCUGACAGCCUCAGCGUUCGGCAACGCCCUUGGGUUCUGGCCGGAGGGGCGCGUGGCAUUGUGGGAGGAGAAGCUGGCGCUGCGGGCUGGCUUCGCGGGGAAUGAAGCGACCGACUGGGGGACCCGGCAGGAAGCUUCCGCGCUCGCGCGCUACGAGCAGUUGACUGGACACCUCGUCGGCGCAUGCCGCUUCUCCGUGCUGCGAGACGACGCCGUGCAUGGCUGGCUCGGAGCCUCGCCCGAUGGCCUCAUUGACAGCCUCGCUGUCACGCCAGGUCAGACUCUCGGUCCGGGUGUGCUGGAGAUAAAGUGCCCCUUCAAUCGGGGCCGCCCGACAUCUGCAGCGCCGCCGAAACAGCCGCCCUGGUACUACAUGCCACAGGUGCAAGGGCUAAUGGAGAUAUUCGACCGCGAGUGGUGCAACAUCUACCUGUGGACAGUGAACGGCUCGGCGCUGUUCUACGUAGAGAGGGACAGGACUUAUUGGGCGACCUGCUUUGAGGUGCUGUCCGAAUUCUGGUGGGCGCACCUUGUGCCAGCCAAGCACGCCCUUGCCGGCAAUAAGCGCGAGCUCGCUGAGACUUACAGGCCGCAGGCCAAGCACAGGCUGACGCAACGGCUGAUCGAUGAGAGCAAGCGCAUGGCGUCUAGACUCCAGGCUUCUGGAUUUUGUUUAGUGCUGGGUACAUUGGGCAUUCUGAACUUUGUUGGCAAAGAAUAA
This is a messenger RNA of Coccomyxa subellipsoidea C-169, 777 nucleotides long. Its product is annotated as restriction endonuclease-like protein. The record is from RefSeq and is a predicted model, not a curated record. NCBI's taxonomy places the organism in Eukaryota, Viridiplantae, Chlorophyta, Trebouxiophyceae, Coccomyxaceae. The coding region runs from base 1 to 777 and encodes 258 amino acids. The transcript is spliced from 7 exons.